This is a messenger RNA of Neltuma alba, 1807 nucleotides long. Its product is annotated as TOM1-like protein 1. Gene Ontology annotation, biological process: protein transport to vacuole involved in ubiquitin-dependent protein catabolic process via the multivesicular body sorting pathway. The record is from RefSeq and is a predicted model, not a curated record. NCBI's taxonomy places the organism in Eukaryota, Viridiplantae, Streptophyta, Magnoliopsida, Fabales, Fabaceae. Gene Ontology annotation, molecular function: phosphatidylinositol binding; ubiquitin binding. The coding region runs from base 258 to 1433 and encodes 391 amino acids. The transcript has 4 exons.
UGAAGUCAGAGUCGGGAAAGAAGAAAGCAACAGCGGACUGAGUCUCCAAAGAACGACGUAGACUUUACCGAGUUUUUGCGCGUUUUCUACUUCAAAAAUCCCGUCUCCUCUCCAUCUCGAAUGUGUGACUUAAAUUCAACCCUAGUAUGUUCAGAAUGAAUUGAAGCCAGCCUUAACUUAUUCAGGGAUUUGAGGGCAUUCUCGUCGUGAAGGUUUUUGGAGGGAAAGCUGAAAGGUUAAAGAAAACCAGAAAAAAUAUGAGUGACAAUUUGAUGGAAAAAGUGAACGCGUUGGGAGAACGCCUGAAAAUUGGUGGGUCUGAGGUGGGUCGAAAGGUGAGUGCUGGUAUGAGCUCUAUGAGCUUCAAGGUGAAAGAGUUCUUCCAGGGUCCAAGCCAGGCUGAUAAACUUGUUGAGGAUGCUACCUCUGAGGCCCUUGAUGAGCCUGAUUGGGCUAUGAAUCUUGAUAUCUGCGAUAUGAUCAAUAACGAAAGAGUUAAUAGUGUUGAAUUGAUCCGUGCUAUCAAGAAACGGAUUAUGAUGAAGAGUCCUAGGAUCCAGUACCUGGCUUUGGUUUUGCUUGAAGCAUGUGUUAAGAAUUGUGAGAAGGCCUUCUCAGAGGUGGCAGCUGAGAGAGUCCUGGAUGAAAUGGUAAAACUGAUUGAUGAUCCUCAGACGGUUGUUAACAACCGAAACAAGGCUUUGAUACUGAUUGAGGCAUGGGGAGAGUCAACCAGUGAGCUUCGCUUCUUGCCUGUUUAUGAAGAGACGUACAAGAGUUUGAAAUCUAGAGGUAUUCGGUUCCCUGGCCGUGACAAUGAAAGCUUGGCUCCAAUUUUUACUCCUCCUCGCUCUGCUACAGAUGUUGAUGCUGGUCUCCCACAACAGGUUCAGGAUGAUAUUCCAGUGCAAAGUUUUACACCUGAACAAACUAAGGAAGCUUUUGAUGUUGCAAGAAAUAGCAUUGAGCUUCUUUCUACUGUGUUAUCUUCAUCACCCCAACAGGAUGUGCUAAAGGAUGAUUUGACAACCACGCUUGUACAGCAAUGCCAUCGGUCCCAAUCAACAAUCCAGCGGAUUAUUGAGACUUCUGCAGGUAACGAAGCACUGUUGUUUGAAGCCUUGAAUGUUAAUGAUGAGAUUCAGAAGGUUCUGUCCAAGUAUGAGGAGCUGAAGAAGCCAACAGCGCCAUCACAUGAACCUGAACCCGCCAUGAUACCUGUUGCUGUUGAGCCGGAGGAGUCACCUCGUCACACAAAGGAAGAUUCUUUGAUAAGAAAGCCUUCCGGUUCCAGAGUCGGAGGAAGCAACGAUGAGAUGAUGGAUGAUCUUGACGAAAUGAUAUUUGGCAAAAAAGGUGGUGGGGCUGCAUCAGAUGGCGGCCAAGAUCCCAAGAAACAGCAAACAUCUAAAGAUGAUCUCAUCUCCUUCUGAGCUGAUCGUGUACUUGUUCACAGGUGGACACGUACAAUGGACCUGUCCUCCCCUGACGGAGCUAAUCUUGUCCAUUUUACAUCAGUUCUCUUUGCAGGCAAGGAAAAUUGUAGUCAUACGACACAGUACAUUUCAUGGCGUGCCACCACUCUUUAUAUUGUUGAUUGUUAACUACUGAUUACUCGUUAUCUUUUUCUUUUUUUCUUUUUUGCACAUUCUGUGCUGUGUUCCAACUACUACGGUAUAUGUAAGUUAUUGACUGAUUAUAGAUGGGACGGUUUGAAGGAUUUCUGCGGCUUGUCAUUAUUGUUAGCUGCAGAUGAUUUAUGAUCUUUCAUAGCCCUGGUAAAUUGCAGUUAAAGAUUCGGAGAUUA